AGCGGAAAUAAACGCUGUGCUCCCCGCUAGCUUCAGGCUCACAGGACAGAGCUGUGAUCAUUCGGUGGGGGAUCAGUAGAGGAAGCUGUGAGAGCGACAGGCACGGCAGCGUUUGGCUUCUUUCUUGGGCAGCUUCGAAACGGAAUAUCACAAGUGGUACUGCACUGUGACCUUUAUGUAAGGUCCAAGCCGUAAAGGAACGGGUCAUCGACGGGAGGAGAGACUCGGAGAAAAAGAGUUGGGCCACGGGAAUCUGGAUAAAUUGUUGAAUUCGUUAUAGAAGAAUAACUACAGCUGGGUUGCUUUGCAGUGAGCCACAGAAAGCAUGGAGGCCAUCGCCAAAUACGACUUUAAAGCUACUGCUGAUGAUGAGCUUAGUUUCAAACGUGGGGAAGUCCUCAAGGUGUUAAAUGAAGAGUGCGAUCAGAACUGGUACAAGGCAGAACUAAACGGAAAAGACGGAUUCAUUCCCAAGAAUUACAUAGAGAUGAAAGCCCAUCCGUGGUUCUUUGGGAAGAUUCCUCGAGCCAAAGCAGAGGAGAUGCUAAACAAACAGAGGCACGACGGGGCGUUUCUCAUCAGAGAGAGCGAGAGCGCACCAGGAGACUUCUCCCUCUCUGUGAAGUUUGGAAAUGAUGUGCAGCAUUUCAAGGUCCUCCGUGACGGAGCUGGAAAGUAUUUCCUCUGGGUAGUGAAGUUCAACUCCCUCAACGAGCUGGUGGAUUACCACCGCACGACUUCGGUCUCCCGCAAUCAGCAGAUCUUUCUGCGAGACAUAGAGCAGAUCACCCAGCACCCGACGUACGUUCAAGCGCUCUUCGACUUUGACCCCCAGGAGGAAGGCGAGCUCGGGUUCAGACGCGGCGACUUCAUUCAAGUCCUGGACAACUCUGACCCCAACUGGUGGAAAGGAGGCUGCCACGGCCAAACGGGCAUGUUCCCCCGCAACUACGUCACACCUGUCAACCGGAACAUGUAAAAAAAAAAAAAGAAAAGGAAAAAGUUCUGACCAACACAACAGCUUAACCAUCACCACCAUCAUUAUCACCACCGUUCUUGAUCUCAUCCUCCCAACCAUCCAACCCACCCUCCACCUCUCUGGGCCAUCCCACGGGGAUACAAAUAAAACAAGAAGAAGGCAAAUAACUGAAAUAGACAAAGAGAGAAAACAGGAGUAAGAGCUGCCGUAGGCGUAGCUAUGUGGGCGGCAGCAGAGCAAAACCCGACCUCCAUCCGCGCUGAGAAAGUUCACCUCCCUGCUGAACGCCUCGGCGAGGACUGAGCUGUCCUGAGGGAAAUAAAAACACAGGAGAAAAAAAAAAAAACUAAAGCAUAGAGCACCAACCG
Molecule: messenger RNA, 1347 nt
Organism: Cyprinodon tularosa
Lineage: Eukaryota; Metazoa; Chordata; Actinopteri; Cyprinodontiformes; Cyprinodontidae
Gene: grb2b
Product: growth factor receptor-bound protein 2b
Exons: 6
Coding region: 326-979 (217 amino acids)
Molecular function (GO): protein binding
Source: RefSeq, a predicted model, not a curated record